Messenger RNA from Arvicanthis niloticus (Nile rat), 3550 nucleotides. The record is from RefSeq and is a predicted model, not a curated record. Lineage: Eukaryota; Metazoa; Chordata; Mammalia; Rodentia; Muridae.
UCCAGGCUUCCAAGGACACGGGGGUGCUCAAAGCGGUAACAGCGCGUGACAGAGCCGUCGAGGUGGGAGCUGACACUCCCCAGAACUAAGCCUGAGCCGGGGUGAUGCUGAAGAUGGUGACUUUCUUCCAAGGGCUUCCAGGCCAGCAGUCUGUGCCAGGGACCCUAGACUUCGCUGGAAGCCCCCCAAAGCCACGCUCCACAUCCGAGGCAGAAUCAGAGACCUCCAUGUCUGAGGCUUCCUCUGAGGACCUGAUGCCAUCCCAGGAGGCUCCCGAUGGGGAGGAGGAGUCUUCGAAGAAGAAGGAGAAGAAGUCCAAAGGCCUGGCCAACAUGUUCAGUGUCUUCACCAAAGGGAAAAAGAAAAAAAAGGACCAGCCCAGAUUAUCAGAUCCGGAAGUGCAGCCCAAGUCCAGGCCCGAGUUAGAUGGUCCACUGCCCACAGUGGAGGAGCUCAAGGAGGCCCUGGAGCGCGGGCGGCUGGAGGUGGCUUGGCAGGUGCUGGCGUUGGAGCGGCAGCUCGAGGCUGCUGCGGUGGCGGGUGGCACGAGCGACGAGGAGCUGGUGUGGCGGCAGAGCAAGGUGGAGGCGCUGUACGUGCUGCUGCGCGACCAGGUGCUCGGGGUGCUGCGGCGGCCGCUGGAGGUGGCGUCCGAGCGUCUGAGCCAGGCGCUGGCCGUGGUGUCGCAGGAGGAGCUGGAGGACCGUCGGGCGUCUGGGGGACCCUUGGCGGCCGCACUGGAGGCCACGCGCCCGCGGCGAUGGCUGCAGCUGUGGAGGGGCGUCGUGGCAGAGGUGGCAGCGGAGCGUCUGGACGCGCAGCCCUCCACGGUGCCCGAGGGCCGCUCCGAGGCCGAGAGCAGGUUCCUGCAUAUGGGCCGCACCAUGAAGGAGGACCUGGAGGUGGUGGUGGAGCGGCUGAAACCUCUGUUCCCCGACGAGUUCCAGGUUGUGCACACCUAUGCCCAGAGUUACCACGAACACUUCGCGUCCCACCUGUGCACCUUGGCGCAGUUCGAGCUGUGUGAAAGGGACACCUACUUGCUGCUGCUCUGGGUGCAGAACCUCUAUCCCAAUGAUAUUCUGAACAGCCCCAAGUUGGCACAGGAGCUUCAAGGUGUCGGGCUUGGGAGCCUGCUGCCUCUAAAGCAGAUCAGAUUGCUUGAGGCCAUGUUCCUGUCCAAUGAGGUGACCAAUGUGAAGCUGCUCAUGACCCGAGCUUUGGAGCUAGAGUCUCAGCGCUGGGCUCAGGAUGUGGCUCCCCAGAGCUUGGAUGGCCACUGUCACAGUGAGCUGGCCAUCGAUAUUCUCCAGAUCAUUUCACAAGGCCAGACCAAGGCUGAGAACAUCACUUCUGACGUUGGGAUGCAGAUAAAGCAGUUGCUCCUAGUGGAGCUGGCUGCCCUGCUGAGGAGCUACCAGCGCACCUUUGACGAGUUUCUAGAGAAAAGCAAACUCCUGAGAAAUUAUAGAGCCAACAUCAUCGCCAACAUCAACAACUGCCUGUCCUUCCGGACUUCCGUGGAGCAGAGGUGGCAGAUACCUCACGAUUCUCUGAACCGCCUGGUGGAGCCUUUGAAAGACCUCAAGGCUCGCGGCUUUGACGCCCUGCUCCAGAACCUAUUCUCAGACCUGAAGCCGCUGUUUAAGAAGUUCACACAGACCCGCUGGGCAAAGCCAGUUGAGACCCUGGAGGAAAUCAUCACUACUGUAGGCGUCAGCCUGCCUGAAUUCUCAGAGCUGCAGGACUGUUUCCGGGAGGAGCUCAUGGAGGCCGUGCACCUGCACCUGGUGAAGGAGUACAUCGUCCGCCUCAGCAAACGGCGCCUGGUCCUCAAGACGGCCGAGCAGCAGCAGCAGCUGGCAAGACACAUCCUCACCAACGCAGAGACCAUUCAGCAUUUCUGCACUGAGAAUGGCUCCACUGCAACCUGGCUGCACCCUGCCCUCCCUACGAUUGCUGAGAUUAUUCGCCUGCAAGAUCCCAGUGCCAUUAAGAUCGAGGUGGCCACGUAUGCCACUUGGUACCCCGACUUCAGCAAAGGCCACCUGAACGCCAUCCUGGCCAUCAAGGGCAAUCUACCAAGCAGCGAAGCCAAGGGCAUUCGGAACAUACUGGACAUCAACACAGGAGUGCAGGAGUCUUCUAGGCCCCUGUUCUCACUUAUAAAAGUUGCUUAGCUUUUCCAAAGGUCUGAUAUGCUCAUGAGACCCGGGGAACAUCAGGCAUCACUCUAGUUGGGGGAUGCUCAAUGUCACCAGCUCCAUAGACCCAGACCCCACUGAAGGGAGUUGGCACGUGAGCAUGCAAGAGAUUUUCCUGUCAAUGAUUGUUCGUCUUGGGUAGAGUGACCUUUGCCUUUCUACACUGUAGUCUGCCUUGUACUGGUCAGAGUAACACCGUCAGCUCCCUAGGACCAGGGGCAAAGCCUCGUUUAUCCCGUUUCCUUCCGCCCAGGGCUGCCAUAAGAUAGAACUGAAAACAAGGGAGGAAAGAAGAGAUAGUAUCCGAUCUGCGGCCUGGAAGGAGGCUUGUGAAGUGCCAACGACAAAGCUAGACCCUGCAAAGUGACUCCUGGUACCACUUAGCUAGGAGGACUCCCUUAUUCGCUCCCCAUGGGCUGCCCCUCUGUGUGUAUAUGUAUGUGUUUGGGGAGUGAUUCUGGAAGUCUUGGGAGAGCAGGGAUCUCCUGGGUUCCCUCAGAUUAAAUCUUCUCCCAUGUAGGAAUAAGCCAGGGCAUGUAGGGCUGCCUCUGUGGGCCCACCCUGAAGUCUGGUGGGAAUGCAGGUGUCUGGUAAGUGCUUUGCUAGCUUCCUGUUGGUGCUGUACCAAAUUUCCACAACAAGUGGGUUUGAAUUACAACUUUUCCUUCAGCUUUGCAAAUUAGAAGUCUGAUCCAGGAACUGAAACUGUGGUCAGGGCCCAUUUCCAGAAGUCCCAGGGAGAAUCAUUUCCUGGUCUUCCCCAGUCUUUAGAGGUUACCCACAUCUCUUGUCUGAGGCUCUUCUACCUUCAGAGCCAGGGACGGCUGCAUAUGUCCCUCGUGCCACCACAGCCUCCACUGGUUCAGAUCCCACUGUGAUUUAGGACCCCUGUGACUGCAAUGGAUCUCCCCAGAGACUCAGCAGAAGCCUGGAUUCCAGCUGCAACAUUAGCUCCUGUCACCCAAUAGUCACCCUUGGCUAUGGGGACCAGUGGAUCCCAUGGGGUCUACACUGGAAAACAAGAAAGUGGUUUGCCAUCAGUGCACCUGCUACUCCACAGACCCUGCUCCUCUCCAGCCAUGAAAGCUCUACUCAGCACUGACCCAGCCUUGAUUCUUCACAGUUCGAGGCUGGGAUUUGAAGCCUCUCCUUUUUCCUCUUCCCCAGGUACUUGCCUUACAGAGCCGGCCAUGGUGCCUUUGUAUUCUUGUAGAUGUUAGCUUGUCAAUGACAUUAAUAUUGUUAACAUUAUUUUUAUAGUGUUGAUUUUGUAUGCACAUACUCAGGACAGAAUCCAGAGAUUUUUUUUUAUAUAGCUUGAUAUAUAAAACAGAUUUCAAAAGUGA